UAGCCCCAACGGAACGAUACCGACAUCACAUGAGACCCUUCGUGAGAGCAGACAAAUGUUUAUUCAGAUGAAGACAUAACCCGAGACCUGGCUCAAGCUUUCGCGUCUGACUCCGGGGAUGACAUCUGCUCAGUGAUGCAGUGAGCUGAAUGCAUGCAGCAUCUUUUAUCACAGAGAAAAUGCUGAAAGGGACAGCUCGAGAUUUUUUGGGCUAAAUAAAUCCGGCCUAUUAUUUCUAUUUGUUUAUUCAUUUAUUUUUUUAAAACGGUACUAUGCCGUUGUUCGGUGUUCACAUCCAUAACAAGAGAUAUGCAUGAAAUGGUAUAAUAAGAGGAAAAAAACGCAACACGUUUUUGGCUGGUCAUCAGGGGCUCAAGGUGUCACUCAGCCUUCAUUCAGUAAUGGGAUGACGUCUCAGUGUAUGUCCUGUCACAUCGCCCCCUGCCCCAUCUCCUGUGUCCCUCUCAACUGUCCAUUUGUGGGGUCCUGACGCCAGCAGGGGCCCAUGAGACGCUUUAUAUACUGUAAGGUGGUGCUGACCACCUCUCUGGUCUGGGUGCUAGUGGACGUCUUCCUGCUGCUGUACUUCAGUGAGUGCAACAAAUGCGACAACAAGAAGGACCACUCACUCCUGCCUGCGCUCAGAGCGGUGAUGUCCCGCACCCAUGAGGCGCCAGGUGAAAUGGGGAAGGCUGUGGUCAUUCCCAAAGAAGAGCAGGAGAAGAUGAAAGAGCUCUUUAAAAUCAAUCAGUUCAACCUUAUGGCCAGUGACAUGAUUGCACUUAACAGGAGUCUGCCAGAUGUCAGGCUGGACGGCUGUAAAACCAAGAUGUACCCCGAUGACCUGCCAAACACCAGCAUUGUGAUUGUGUUUCAUAAUGAAGCCUGGAGCACACUUCUAAGAACCAUACACAGUGCCAUAAACCGCUCGCCCAGACACUUGCUGCUCGAGAUUCUGCUGGUGGAUGAUGCCAGCGAGAGAGAUUUUCUAAAGAAAAAAUUAGAGGACUAUGUAGUGACUCUGGAUGUUCCGGUGCGAAUUUUGAGGAUGGAGACGCGAUCCGGUUUGAUCCGAGCACGAUUAAGAGGGGCGGCUGCCACGCGAGGACAGGUUAUCACCUUCCUGGAUGCCCACUGUGAGUGCACUGUAGGGUGGCUGGAACCGCUGCUGGCCCGGAUCAAAGAGGACAGGAGGGCUGUGGUCUGUCCAAUCAUCGAUGUCAUCAGUGAUGAGACAUUCGAGUACAUGGCCGGCUCAGAUAUGACCUAUGGGGGAUUCAACUGGAAACUCAACUUCAGAUGGUAUCCUGUUCCUCAGAGAGAGAUGGACCGACGCAAAGGGGACAGAACCCUUCCUGUUAGAACUCCCACAAUGGCAGGAGGUCUGUUCUCUACUGACAGAAGCUAUUUUGAAGAGAUAGGCACUUAUGAUUCAGGCAUGGACAUAUGGGGAGGGGAAAACCUUGAGAUGUCUUUUAGGAUCUGGCAGUGUGGAGGAUCUCUAGAGAUAGUUACAUGUUCUCAUGUAGGCCAUGUGUUCAGGAAGGCCACACCGUACAGCUUCCCUGGUGGAACUGGUCAGGUGAUCAACAAGAACAACAGACGACUGGCUGAAGUCUGGAUGGAUGACUUCAAAGAUUUUUUCUACAUCAUCUCACCAGGUGUGGUUCGGGUGGAUUAUGGGGAUGUUUCUGCUCGGAAGGCUUUGAGGGAAUCUCUGAAGUGUAAACCCUUCUCAUGGUACCUGGAGAACAUCUACCCUGACUCGCAGAUUCCACGCAGAUAUUUCUCACUUGGGGAGAUCAGAAAUGUUGAGACAAAUCAGUGUGUGGAUAACAUGGGUCGUAAAGAGAAUGAAAAGGUUGGCUUCUUCAACUGUCAUGGAAUGGGCGGCAACCAGGUGUUCUCAUAUACGGCUGACAAAGAGAUCCGAACUGAUGAUCUGUGCCUGGAUGCAUCACGGCUUAACGGACCUGUUGUUAUGCUGAAGUGCCACCACAUGAAAGGAAACCAGAUGUUUGAGUAUGAUGCAGAGCGGCUGACUCUGCUCCAUGUGAACAGUAACCAGUGUCUGGACAUGCCUUCUGAAAAAGAUAAGAUGGUUCUCACUCUCAGAGACUGCAGCGGUAGGCGAUCACAGCAGUGGAUCCUGAGGAACAUGACGUUAACUGUCUGACAGAGCCGGCCACAACCAGUUCAGACCUGAAUCUCGGCACACACCACACAGCACUAGACCUGGAGUCAGGUGUAUGGCCUUCUUCACAGCUCUGUGAUCUGUCAUUUUCUGGUUCAUGAUCAAGUUCAGCAAGGCAUUGAUCAGGAGAACCAAAAACAGCCCAUUUGUUGACCCAUUUGUGACCAGGCUUGUGUCUCUGUUCGUGUAUGGACUGUUUCCUUUAGCGCUCAGAUUCACUGGUCUGGGGUCAGAUCACAGCCCAUGAUCAGCUCUUGGCGAGGUCUGAAUGCUUGCUGUCUCUGACCUGAGCAUGUGUCACUGGCUAUCUAUGCUGCUCAUCCAGUGUGGGAGUUCUGGUGCCUCUUAAUAUCCUACACAUCAGAUCUUUGACAGUAGCCCAUAUGUUUCUUUCAAGAUGGAGUGAUUGUGUCAGCUUCCAUUGUGCUGAAGUGCAUUUAACUCUGAGCACAAUUUUAACUACGCUCUGCUUCCCUUACAGCACCUGAAGGGAUUGUGUGUUGGUCAGCGGAUUGUAUGCCAACUGUAUUACUUGCUGCUGUUUCUCAAAACUAACAAGAUCUCUUUUAGGAAGGCUGCAAUAUAUACUUGACUUGCCUUAGAGGGAUAGUUGCCCAAAAAUAAAAUUAUGUCAUCACUCUUAAGUCCAAACCUGUAUAAAUUUAUUUCUUCUGUUGAACACAUUUUUUUUUUUUUUUAAACCAGGCUCAGGAUUUAUAUUUUUCAUAAUGCUUUGCCAUGACACUCAAAAAUAAGAAUACAAUCUAAAAUUAAAUGUUUUAUAAUGUUGGAGUAGGAUAUUUAGUUAUUUUGUUUCUAUGCUAUUUUUGGAAAUGUUGUUAUGUUGAUGUUGUUGUUGUGAAACUGUAAACUGUUUGUUAGUUAAUAAGUUAUUAACAAAGCACCAUCUAACUCUUUACAUAUGAGUUAAUUGGACAGUAACAAUCUGUUAAUUACAGUGACGAAUAAAGAACUCCCUAUUUGUAUAGAGUUUAUUAAUGCAGUAACUACAAUUUAUAAACUAUGAAUGAACUAUAAAGUAAUAUUUUGCAAAUGAUUUGUAUACUAUGGAAGUCAAUGGCCAACAGCCACUGUUUGGUUACCAACAUUCUUCAAAACAUAAAAUUUUGUGUUCAACAGAAGAAAGAUAGAUAUCUUUUGGGUCAACUAUCCCUUUAAGGAAAUUUAACCAAAAAACAAUAAGGUUAAUUAGUAAACAUUAGUUAACUACUUUAGUUAACAUGAACGAAGAAUGAGCAAUACUUAUACAGCAUUUAUAAAUCCUAGUUAAUGUUAAUUUCAACAUUUCAAUCAAAUCAAGUUGUGCUUGUUCACAUAAGUAAAUUUACUGUGAAUUGACAUGAACUAACAAUGAAUGACUGUAUUUUCAUUAACUAACAUUAACGAAGAUUAAUACAUACUGUAUUAAUUAAUACAAUUAAUAAAUUCAUUAAUUAACAAUAAAUGUACUGAAAAUGGUUAAUUCAUGUUAAUUAAUGCAUUAACUAACAUCAACUAAUGGAACCUCAAUGUAAAAAGCUCUUUAUUCAUUUUGUUUAAGCUAUUAGUGUGUUAUUUUUAAACAGCAGUUAAUUUUGAUAACAUGAUCCUGGAAACACAUCCAUACAAAUUAUUAACUAGGCCUUUUUGAGGAUUAAUGUACGUAUUAAAGCAAAUAUUUUUCUAAGAUGAAAUCCAAAACUUUAGAGUAAAAAUGGUGAGUGUUACUGCUAGGUGUAUCUCAAAUAUGUUACAAAUAUACUGUUCAACUCUAUGCAUUGCUACUGUAUGUACACAUCUAAUGCAUCCACCAUGUUCUGUCAAUGUCUGUUUAAUUCAU
Molecule: messenger RNA, 4034 nt
Organism: Carassius auratus (goldfish)
Lineage: Eukaryota; Metazoa; Chordata; Actinopteri; Cypriniformes; Cyprinidae
Product: polypeptide N-acetylgalactosaminyltransferase 13-like
Exons: 12
Coding region: 506-2176 (556 amino acids)
Biological process (GO): protein O-linked glycosylation
Cellular component (GO): Golgi apparatus
Molecular function (GO): polypeptide N-acetylgalactosaminyltransferase activity
Source: RefSeq, a predicted model, not a curated record